Molecule: messenger RNA, 2194 nt
Organism: Protomyces lactucae-debilis
Lineage: Eukaryota; Fungi; Ascomycota; Taphrinomycetes; Taphrinales; Protomycetaceae
Exons: 2
Coding region: 306-1745 (479 amino acids)
Biological process (GO): regulation of telomere maintenance via telomerase; telomere capping
Cellular component (GO): nuclear telomere cap complex
Molecular function (GO): G-rich strand telomeric DNA binding; telomerase inhibitor activity
Source: RefSeq, a predicted model, not a curated record
CAAGGCGUGCGCACCAGCAGAGUCAUCACAAACAAUAGACGCGACUCUACAACUUCUCAUCGCGUAGCCAUCCACUCGUCCUAAACGCUUGGUCGUUGUUGGACAACUGGCACACUGUGCAUGUGAACCACUUGCAAUGACUGUUCUACAAAUUGAAGACCAGCUCGAGGCUCUGCCUGGCUAUAAGCUGCUGCGCAACAUGUGUCAUAAAGGCGAGCUGACCUGCUUCGUUGGGCGUGUUGAGAAUUAUUCACAGCCCAAGAUCACAAGUAAAGGAGACAUGCAAUGUCAUCUAAUGAGAACACAUGCAGGCCUGGACGAACAACACAUCUCGCUGGCACAUGUAUGACGCGAAUGGCCUGCGACCUGUCGGCCCACCUGGAGGUCGUGUCAUGGAAGCAUUGUCGCCUGAAGUCACGGCUUACGUGAAGAAUCUUGCAGAUUGGUUCAAGAUUCAAGAUGGUCGGGAUCCGAAAGAGCUCAUCCCAGCGCCAGUCUUCCAGAGAGUUCCCCCAACCACCAUGCAGCGCAAAGUCAAGACAAUCAGAGACCUUGAGGACAAGCACUUUUAUGACAUUUAUGCGUACAUUGUCAAGACAUUUCCUGCAAGGGAGAAUGCAUUCGAGCUGUUGGUGACGGAUUACACGGAGAACAAAUCCUUACACGACUAUGAGUAUGGCGCUGCUGGCAAAUGGCCAGGUCCAUUCGGAAGAAAGACGUUCAAUGUGACGUUGUGGGACAACUUUGCAGUAUUUGGACGAGAAAAGCUUCAUGACGACAUGUUUGUCCUGCUUCGCAACGUGCAUACAUCCUACUCACAGCGCGGUAUCCUGGAGGGCAACCUGCGCAUCGAUCAAAGUAAUCCUGAUCGCAAAAUCACAAUCUUGCCACCGACAGAACGAAAUCUGAAGAGUAUCAAGCUUCGUAAAGCCAACGACAACGCCAAUAUGCUGCGUCGAAUUGCCAUACUCGAGCGUGAGAAGCUUGCUGCGAUGGUGGCAGCGAGUAUCGCCAAGCUACCAGAGCCUUCCAAACUCAAUCAAAAUGUUUCGACGUCGCAUGAGAAUGUGCCCAUCACACCCGUUGGUGAGAUUCUUUACCCAACAGCCACGCUCGCCAACGAUGUGCAAUAUGCGAAGCCGGGUCUACCCAACGAGCCGCGCAAGUACCGCAGUGUUGGCAAGCUCAUUGACCACUGGCCCGCCGAUCUCCGGGACUUUAGUCAACCAUUCUGCUAUAGCUGUUCUAGUACAUUCCGGCCGGCUGUGCCUGAGGAUGCAGCCUCGCACGACACAUGUACGCUUUGUGAAAGUCAACGAGACCCUGACGACACACCUCACUAUGAACUGUCCUUUGCAACGUUAUUUGAGGGCCAUGAUGGCAAAUGCCUGCCGCUGAUCUGGUCUGGCGAUGAAGUUGAGUCGCUGCUGGAUGACACAAAGAUUGAGGCAUGCAACCUAUACGACCCCAAGAAUGCGCAAGUCUUGAGUGUCCUCAAGGAAAGGCUCUUCCUUCUCUGGGGACCAUUGCAAGAGGCGAUGAUGCCAUUGAAGACAAGGAAGCGUAAGCACAAGGAUGUCUCGGAUGAGGAGUUGCCAAAUUUGGAGGUCUGCAUCAUGGAAUAUUCGGUGACGUCGCAUCUAGGACAAGCCGGCUUGGGAGGUAGGCGAUUUAAGGGCUUCGGUACGCGUGUUGUUCAUGGCAGCAGCACGUCAAGACUUCAAUUGGCUUGUGGGACCGCUUGAUGCUAGUUUUGGAGUGAUGCUGAACGCUGUAGUGGCAAAUCACUGGCGAUCCCUCAUUCUGCAAUUGCCGUACUAUGGCGUGGAUUAUUGAAUCUAGCUCAUGCCGAAGACUGAAUAGCGUAAUUCGACCCUUGCUUGCUGUUUUCCUCGUGCUGGGGCUCAUCAAGCUUCAACGAGUUGUCGUGGUAGCUUUCGACGGACUCUUGUGCAUCCUGACUUUCCUCGCUACCAGUCAUCCUUGCGCUCGGUCCAGCAGAUUUCUCUCCAAGCUGUUUGUUCUUCCUUGUAAGCCUUGACUGACUCUGUUCCAGUUUCUUCACUCGAGAUGCUAGCUAUCCCGAUUACGCUUGAAGAUUGGGCUUCUCUCGUGCUACGACGACGAUGUCACGCUUCUCAAUCUGAGCACCAGAUGCCCUGCUCUGUGCGAGUGCAUCGCAAACUUCCGCUUC